Molecule: messenger RNA, 6777 nt
Organism: Gadus morhua (Atlantic cod)
Lineage: Eukaryota; Metazoa; Chordata; Actinopteri; Gadiformes; Gadidae
Gene: slit3
Product: slit homolog 3 (Drosophila)
Exons: 38
Coding region: 582-5201 (1539 amino acids)
Biological process (GO): negative chemotaxis; axon guidance
Molecular function (GO): calcium ion binding; heparin binding; Roundabout binding
Source: RefSeq, a predicted model, not a curated record
AAACUGUUUGACUCGCUCUCACUACUCCCAGCGUACCAGUCUAGCGUUGCGCCACUGCAGAACCUUUUUUAAUAUAACGGGAAUCUUGGACUUUUAGCGCCAAUCUCCCGGGUUCACUGGUAAAUGAUGUUUGGUUGCAUCGGAAGUUUUUUUUUCACGCGUUGAAAAGUUGUCUGGCUUCUUAACUUUUUUUGAGAACACGACUUUUUGCAACUGAAAAAAGUUGAGGUUGAUCAUUACGCAGCGCUGAACGAUGUACGGCCGAUUUUGCAGAGUAAACUUUCCAAGUUUGCGUCACGUGUGAUUCAUCUAUUUUUCACUUUUUUCUUCAGUAGUAACAGUAAAACGGAGCACACGGACGAGCAUUUGAACAAGCACGCUUCCCAAACUUUUUGGGUACUUGGGUCAACUUCUACAACAAUUACAUUCUGAGGUUCCGCUCAGUUGACAGUUGUUUAAUUCAUUCCAUCGCUUAUCUCUGAUAUCGAAACGCAACAUCCCAUCAGGACCUACAGAAGGAGUUAUUUCUUUCCGCGGAUUUGAGUGACUUUCCAGCGUGUGUGUGCGUGUUUGUGGAUCCCAUGGCUCCGUCCAGGGAGGGAGACCGGGCUGCGCUCGGCGGGCUUUGGCCACUGGUUUUGAGCUUGCUGCUGUGCGUCGUGUCGGUGAACGGAUGCCCCCACAAAUGCAGUUGCUCUGGCUCUCAUGUGGACUGCCAAGGUCUGGGAUUUAAAUCCGUGCCCAAAGGAAUACCCAGGAACGCGGAACGCUUGGAUUUGAACAGGAACAACAUCACACGGAUCACUAAAGUGGACUUCUCCGCAAUCAAGAAUCUGAGGAUCCUCCACCUGGAGGACAACCAGAUCAGCGUCAUUGAAAGAGGAGCCUUCCAGGACCUCAAACUGUUGGAGAGACUGCGUGUGAACAGGAACAAGCUCACGGUCCUUCCAGAACUUCUCUUCCAGGCCAACCCCAAGCUUGGACGACUAGAUCUCAGCGAAAACCAGAUCCAGGCGGUUCCAAGGAAAGCGUUCCGAGGGAUGACCAACGUCAAGAACCUGCAGCUGGACAGCAACCACAUCAGCUGCAUUGAAGAUGGAGCGUUUCGGGCACUGCGCGAUCUGGAGAUCCUCACCCUCAACAAUAACAACAUCACCCUCAUCCCGCUGUCCAGCUUCAACCACAUGCCAAAGCUGCGGACACUUCGUCUCCACUCGAACAGCCUCCACUGUGACUGUCACCUCUCCUGGCUCUCUGAUUGGCUCAGAGCAAGACGGGGCUUGGCUCCCUUCACCCAAUGCAUGGCGCCUGCCAACAUGAGAGGCCUCAACGUACCCGAUGUACUAAAGAAGGACUUUGUCUGCAACGGUCCUGCCCAAUCAGAGCCCAGGACCUGUGUGCCCCAGCUGGCUGUGUGUCCGGCCAGCUGCAGCUGUAACAACAACAUUGUGGACUGCAGACGUAAGGGUCUCACCGACAUACCUGCCAACCUGCCCGAGGCCACCGUUGAAAUUCGUUUGGAGCAGAACUUGAUUAAGACUGUGCCAGCAGGAGCCUUCUCUGCAUACAAGAAACUGAAGAGAAUCGAUUUGAGCAAGAACCAAAUUUCUGACGUUGCAGCAGACGCAUUCAAUGGACUACGCUCACUCACAUCACUGGUGCUCUAUGGCAACAAGAUCACAGAACUACCAAAAGGACUCUUUGAUGGACUGGUGUCUCUCCAGCUACUGCUGCUGAAUGCCAACAAGAUCAACUGUCUGAGGGUGAACACCUUCCAGGAUCUCCAGAACCUCAACCUGCUGUCGCUGUACGACAACAAGCUACAAAGCAUCAGCAAGGGCCUGUUUGCUCCCCUGCGCGCCAUCAAAACGCUUCACCUCGCCCAGAACCCAUUUGUGUGUGACUGCCACCUCAAGUGGCUGGCAGACUACCUGCUGGACAACCCCAUCGAGACCAGCGGGGCGCGCUGCAGUCACCCUCGCAGGCUGGCCAACAAGCGCAUCAGCCAGGUCAAGGGCAAGAAGUUCAGAUGCACAGGUCAGGAGGACUACAGGAGUCGUCUGAGUGGCGAAUGCUUCCAGGACCUAGUGUGUCCAGAGAGAUGUCGGUGCGAGGGAACUGUGGUCGACUGCUCCAACCUCAAGCUGACCACCGUGCCCCUGCACAUCCCGGAGCACACCACAGACCUACGGUUGAACGACAAUGAUAUUGCUGUGCUGGAGGCGACUGGGAUGUACAAGAAGCUCCCCAACCUAAAAAAGAUAAACCUGAGCAACAACAAACUGCGAGACAUCCGUGAGGGUGCGUUUGAUGGGGCGGUCGGAGUCCUGGAGCUGCUGCUGACAGGAAACAAACUCACCGGACUUCAAGGACGCAUGUUCAGAGGACUCACUGGACUGAAAACCAUGAUGCUGCGCAGCAACCAGAUCAGCUGCAUUGAUAACGCAACCUUCACCGGGCUGAGCUCGGUGCGUCUGCUGUCGCUGUACGACAACCAGAUCUCCAGCCUCGCCCCGGGAGCCUUCUCAUCGCUGCACUCUCUCUCCACAAUUAACCUGCUGUCCAACCCUUACGUUUGUGACUGCCACCUCGGCUGGCUGGGCCAAUGGCUGAAGAAGACUCGGGUGGUCAGUGGCAACCCUCGCUGCCAGAAGCCCGCCUUCCUCAAGGAGAUCCCGAUCCAAGACGUGGCCGCCCCGGAUUUCACCUGUGACGGCCUAGAGGACAAUAUCUGUCUGCCGUCGUCCCGUUGUCCAGACGUGUGCACGUGUGCCGACGGCGUGGUGCGCUGCAGUAACCGCGCCCUCCGCACCCUGCCCAGGGACAUCCCCAAGGACACCACCGAACUGUACUUGGAAGGGAACAUGCUGACGUCUGUACCAAGAGAGCUGACGUCCCUGAAGCAGCUCUCCCUUGUGGACCUAAGCAACAACAGCAUCAGUACCGUGGUCCCAUUCACCUUCGCCAACAUGACACAACUGGCCACACUCAUCCUGAGCUACAAUCAAAUUCGCUGUAUUCCCGUCCAGGCCUUUGAUGGCCUCACAUCGCUGCGUCUGUUGACUCUCCAUGGCAACGACCUUUCAACUAUCCCGGAGGGCGCCUUCAGCCACCUCACCUCCCUGUCCCACCUGGCCCUUGGGGCCAACCCUCUCUACUGUAACUGUGAUCUCCGUUGGCUCUCUCAGUGGGUGAAGGCCGGCUUCAAAGAACCUGGCAUUGCUCGCUGUACUGGACCACCAGACAUGGCCGACAGACUGCUGCUCACCACGCCUCUGAACCGCUUCCAAUGUAAAGGCCCAGUUGACAUCAGUCUGACAUCAAAGUGCGCCCCCUGUCAGGCGGCACCCUGCCACAACAACGGCACCUGUGUAGCUGACGCCGUGGGAUCCUACCACUGCACCUGUCCGUUUGGGUUCAAGGGUCAAAACUGUGAGGUGAGCAUCAACAGCUGCCUGAGUUUCCCCUGUUCCAACGGAGGAACCUGUCACAUCCAGCCUGGCCUGGAAGACCAGUUCAGCUGUGUGUGUCAACCAGGCUUCGAAGGUCUGAGGUGUGAGGUGAACCCAGAUGACUGUGAAGACAACGAUUGUGAAAACAACUCCACCUGCGUGGACGGAGUCAACAACUACACCUGCAUCUGUCCCCCCAACUACACAGGAGACCUCUGUGAAGAAGUGGUUGAUCCCUGUCUUCAGGGAUUUGAUCCCUGCCUUCAUGACUCCAAGUGUGUACUCUCCGGUCGCACCUACAGGUGUGAGUGCCUACCCGGCUAUGUGGGGCAGAACUGUGAGCAGGACUACAAUGACUGUCUGGAGAACAAGUGCCAGCACGCCGCAGAAUGUGUGGACGCCAUAAAUGGCUACACCUGUGUCUGCAAGGAGGGCUUCAGUGGGCUGUUCUGUCAGAAUCCUCCACCAAUGAUACUGCUUCAGACCAGUCCCUGCGACCAAUCAGAUUGCCAGAACAGCGCGCAGUGCAUUGUGGUGGCCGGGGAGCCUGUCUGCAGGUGCCUGCCCGGUUUCUAUGGCAACAAAUGCCACAAGAUGGCCACCGCUCACUUCCUGGGUCGGGACGCAUACGUGGAGCUGCCCAGCACAAGGCUCCGCCCCUCUGCUCACAUCUCAUUACAGGUUGCUACAGAUAAGGAUAACGGUCUGCUGCUAUACAAGGAGGAUAGCGACCCCUUGGCUCUGGAGCUGUACCAGGGCCACAUCCGCCUCCUCUACGACAUCACCAACUACCCCCCCACCACCGUCUACAGCGUGGAGUCGGUGAGUGACGGUCUCUUCCACACGGUGGAGCUGCUGCUCCAGAACCACUCUCUGAGCCUGGUGGUGGACAACGGCGCCCCCAAGAGCCUGGGCAAGCUGCCACGGCAGCCCUCCGUCGACCACAACACACAGCUGUACAUAGGAGGUGUGCCAGCUCAGGUGGUGGCGUCGGGCCUGCGGCCGGGGCCGGACCGCCCCCUCCAGUCGUUCAACGGCUGUAUCCACAACGUCAGGGUCAACGGCGAACCCCAGGACCUCAGUUACCGGGCAACCGGGAGGGGAGGGGCCCCCCGGACAGCCGAGGGCAAGACCGAGGGCCUCCUUCCUGGGUGCCACUCCUGCAGCGUGUGCGCCCAGGGAGCCUGCAGGCAGAGCGGGGAGAUGGGGGUGACCUGCGAGUGCCUCCCCGGGCGCUCGGGAGCCCUGUGCGACCAGAAGACAGCGCUGAGCCCCUGUCAGAGUAGCAGGUGUGUCCAUGGCCUGUGCGUUCCCAAGGGCCAGUCGUACAGCUGCCAGUGUGGGGAGGGCUUCCAGGGCCAGUACUGCGACCGCCGCCAGCCACCCCCGGCCUGCAGGGGGCAGCGCUGCGGACACGGGGAGUGCCGCGUUGCCGAGACCGGGGAGCCCGUCUGUCACUGCCAGGCAGGCUACACCGGAACCACCUGUGACACAGAGCUCACCUGCCACGGGGAGGUGCUUCGGGAGCAGCUCAAGCGCCACCACCCCAUGAAGACGUGCACGUCGACCACCAAGAUCCCGCGCAUGGACUGCCCCCGCUCCUGUCAGGCCUCGGCGCCCCCGGGGGUCUGCUGCGGCCCCACCAAGAGCCGGCGGAGGAAGGCGGUGUUCCGCUGCACCGACGGGACCUCGUACUCGGAGGAGAUGGAGACGGCCAUGGAGUGCGGCUGUGCCAAGUGCCCGUUGUAAGACAGCCCCCCCCCCCCCCCCCCCCCCCCGGGCGUCAGGGCUGCCUGUUUGUUCUUUUUUUGACCACGCUCCAACACCUCGGCCUCGUGAGUUCUUCCGCGCGACGCACGCGAGUGGCGGGGACCCCGCCUUUUUACCGAGAGAACUGAAACACACACGCCGACGAGUUUGAACCGCCGCCAUCGCACCGCUGCAAGGAAGCCACGAAACAAGCGCAGAAAGGACACGUGUUUGUUGUUUGACAGAGAAAAUAUAUUGUAAGAUAUAAGGGAGAAAAUAAACUUAUUUUUAUUAUGUGCUUUUACUAAAAGAUGAUGGACUUGUGAGUUUGUUCAUUUUAUAAUAUGUGACGUGUUUCGUAUGAAAAGUUAUUUUGUUAUCAUGUAAGAAGUAAACAGCAAAAUAGAUUAACAUUCCUAAAAGUAUAUGAAUUUUUAUGUAUGUGUAAAUCUAUAUAAGUAAAUACCCUAACCCAAUGAAUUUUUAUAUUUUCCUAACGUGAUUGCAUGACAGAUGCGUACAUGCUAAUGAGAGGGAGGCUUUGGAAACAUUCACGUUCAAACAGAUGCGUUUCAAAAUGGUUGCCAAUGACCAUUCGCGAAUAAGGCUUCCCAGAAAAAAGGAAAUGGAAGGCAGCAUACAUCUUUGGAUGAACAUAAUGGAACUGUGUGUGCAUUGGUAACCUGCUUCAGUGAAUAUAGGGUUUCCUCCUCACCCUUGAUUGAUGAUGAUCUCAAUGAAUCAAAAUAAUGAUUUCCAUUGCUGCAUGUCAUUCUCUCUUUGCUGUUCUUUCAUUUGAGGAUCCUCCGUCAGGUUUGGUUGGGUAUUAUGGCCAAGUUGAAAUAUUUUCCAAAAUGUUUAUAUGUUGAUGCUGUACUCUGGUCAUCAUGUAAUGGGAUUAUAUUUUUGCAAAAUAUAAUCAAAUGUAUGAUUACAAAGCAUUUUUAUCCUUAUUUGUUAACAAUUACAACAACAUGUAUUUACCAGUUCAUCAUUUUGGCCUUUUCUUUUCCACAAUCACAAUUCUAUUGUGGUCAUAGAUUUCCUAAUGAAAGUGCAACAUCAGGAAGUGAAUUUUUUGCAGAUUUAGCUAAAUCACCUGCAACAUAAAUAAUAUCUCAAAAGCUAUUAAAGAUUAGAAUCAGACGAUUUGAUGUGGCACAUUGCAGCUUAUGCAGGAAAAACAUUAGCGGUUUUCACAACUUUGUAUAAAAUGUGAAUUGAGAGCAUCUACACAAUGUUACUUCAUGUAUUUUCCUUCUCAAUGUUAUCUGGUAAUGCACUCAAUGUCUUAAUAUAACAACAGCAUUAAAGUUAUUUUCUAAAAGGGACAGUUGAGUACCUAAUGGUGUAUUCAAAGGAACAUUUCCACUGUGACGAACAGAGAAGUGUUGAAAGUGCUUUGAGGGUUGUUGUUAGGAGCACAGCCAGAUGUUUACCUUUUUUGUGAUUUAGCCUUAAUCGCAAAGUAUUGAUCUUACGCCCCCAAAUUAUAUUUGAUUUCAAAUACAUACAUAUGGAUUUUUGAUUUGUAAAAUGUUUCAAAUCGAAUAAACUGAAAAUGAAGUUACAUCUG